This is a messenger RNA of Eriocheir sinensis (Chinese mitten crab), 1713 nucleotides long. RefSeq names its product brain protein I3-like. The transcript has 4 exons. NCBI's taxonomy places the organism in Eukaryota, Metazoa, Arthropoda, Malacostraca, Decapoda, Varunidae. The coding region runs from base 149 to 487 and encodes 112 amino acids. The record is from RefSeq and is a predicted model, not a curated record.
CAGAUACUAGUCCACCACGAUAAGAUAGCGAUUAGAUAACCCCUCCCUCACCUGACUGCUCCUGGCUACACGACCAUUACCUGUCCACCGACAUACACCUGACCUCCUGUUUGUCCAUUUCGCCCAGACGUGAGAAGUCUCAUCCAAUAUGGCGGACAAGUACAACGAAUAUUCGCCGCCCCCUCAAGGCCCUCCACCACCGUACAACCAGCAGCCGGCCCCCGCAGGGUUCUCGCAACAAGUGAUGUACCCCCAUCCGGCCUCCACCAGCAGCACCACUGUGGUCACCAGCCAGCCGAUGGUCGCAGCCCAGCCCGUGAUCAUCGUGGCUGGGGCAAACUGUCCAGCCUGUAGGACCGGCAUCCUGAGGAAUGACUUCACCACAUGCGGCAUUGUGAUGGGCAUCUGCUUCUUCCCAAUCGGUCUCUUGUGCUGCUUCCUAAUGAUGGAGCGGCGUUGUUCCUACUGCGGGCUCACCUUUGCCUAACCUGACGCUACGAACGGGGAAGCGGUCGGCUGCCUCGAGGGACGGCCACACAGGACACCGGACGACGGCAUAUAGGUGUGGGCAGCGAUGACCGGCCGGCACAUGAGCUUCGUCUAAUGUGGAUUUGCAUUUGUUAUUUUACUCUCAUGAUUCGAAUAGGGGAAGUUAAGAGCCUAUCCUUCGUCCAUGGCAUUUCACUUUGCUACCUCCUAAGUCUGUAUAUACCAAGUCAAGUCACUCUGCUUCAAAACGGCGACCGGUACGCGCAGGAGGCGGGGUUUGGGGGCGGAGCAGCGGGAUGACGUCACUUGGAGCCAAAAGAAAAUAUACCCGCCAGUUCAGGGGUGACUAAAGUUGGGGCCGUGUGUGCACUCUGGAUGUGCAUGCUUGCUUUGUUUCACAGCGCGUUCAGGCAAAACACUGACGAAAAAAUAUGUCUUUUUAUUGUGCUAUUGCGUGACUGUAAUUCCAAUGCCUACAAACGGCGGUGUGGGGUGUGAGGGAGGGCAUGUUGAAGUGAUUGAUUUAAAUUAGUCCGCCUUUCCUCGUUUUCUCUAAAUCCCUGUUUCUACAUUCUCUAGUUUGGCUCCAAGCAACGUCACGCAUAAGCCACGCCUCGGCCGUGUCUCCUCCCACAAACCUGCGCGUGACAUGACUUGGUAUAUAUAGACUUUGGCUACCUCAAUGUAUCAGAGUCCCGGGCUGACACCUGAUUAGCUAGUCUGUUUGAGCGAAUGAUUGACUAGAAUCUACAUUGUCUGUGGUGAAUUUUGGGGUGACUAAAUUAUCUCAAGGACAACUCUUAUUUUCCUUCUUUUGUUUUGUUUUUUCUUUUAUAUUUAUUUCUUCUUCUUCUUCUUCUUCUUUUUCAUCUUUUACUUCUUCUGCUUCUUCUUCUUCUUCUUCUUUUAUCAGCUAUUAUUAUUAUUAUUAUUAUUAUUAUUAUUAUUAUUAUUAUUAUUAUUAUUAUUAUUAUUAUUAUUGUGAACCCUACCACCAAUACUGUUACAAACAUCAUUAUCAUCACUGCCAAUAUCGUUACUGCUAUCCUUGCAACUCUUCUUCCCGUCCGCUGCGAUUGGCACGGAUUUGGCCUUCACUGGUAGCCUGGUAACAUACACUCCCAGGUCUUUCUCUGCCUCUGUGAUGGAUAGUGGAGUGUUUCCCAUGUGGUAUUGGUGUGCUGGAUAUCCCUUCACUGGUAGCCUGGUAACAUACACUCCCAG